CUCCUCUGCAGACGCUGCUGUGUGCUCUGGGAUUGUGGAGAAGGAGGAGAAUGACCUGAGGAAGGAGGGAGACCAGGACGACAAACAACAACAAAGACCAAAAAAGGCCCCAAAAACUGGAAAGUCUCCACCGGAAAGUGACCAAAUCAACCUGACAUCUUCACUGCGAGAAGAAGAAAUAGUGGAUCGAUUAGAAUGACCAGUCCCUGUGUGUGGAUCCUCCUGCUCCUCUGGGCCUGGUCAGCUGAGGCGUACCGGACCCCUUACGACCAGAGACAAGAACCAGAAUCCAGUCGGGACCAGACUGACCCCUGGGAAUACCGGCGAGAUGGCAGCCCCAGGGACAUGAGAGAGUGCCGACGAUGCUGCGACCCAGGAGAGGAGCCUCCCUCUCAGUAUGUGAGCCAACAACCCCAGCAGCACCCACCGUACCACAUAGUGCCACAGAUCAACAUCACUAUACUCAAAGGUGAGAAGGGUGACAGCGGCGAUCGAGGGCCCUAUGGUAAAUCAGGCAAAGCUGGCCACAUGGGUCCCACGGGUCCUCCGGGGAUUAAGGGUAACAAGGGCAGUGUGGGCCACCCUGGUGAACCCUGCAAGAGCUACUUCGCAGCGUUCUCUGUGGGUCGUAAGAAGGCUCUACACUCCAACGACUACUACCAGACUCUGGUAUUUGACACAGAGCUAGUGAAUCUCUACAGCCACUUCAACAUGUUCACCGGAAAGUUCUACUGCUACGUGCCCGGCAUCUACUACUUCAACCUGAACGUGCACACGUGGAACCAAAAGGAGACGUACCUGCACGUGAUGCACAACGAGCGGGAGGUGGUGAUCCUGUACGCCCAGCCUAGCGACCGCUCCAUCAUGCAGAGCCAGAGCCUGAUGCUCGAGCUGGAGAGAGAUGACCAGGUCUGGGUCAGGCUCUACAAAGGCGAGAGGGAGAAUGCCAUCUUCAGCGAUGACUUUGACACCUACAUCACCUUUAAUGGACACCUGAUAAAGCCCAAAAAUGAGGUGUAGGUAGGAGGUGCAUGCAUGAGCCAGCACCUAAAGAGGCUGGAUGCAUGGACAGGGAAGUGGCAUAGCGGUGCCUCAGUGCACAGUGCGGUAACCUGAGCAGUGAUGGUAUGACAUAUCGUAUCAUGUAGGCAGUGGUGUAGCAGAGACAGCCUGUUGCUGUUGCAACGCCUGUCUUUGCUCUGAUAGUAUUUUUAAGCCCUUUAAUUGUACUAAAGGAGAACUCUCCCCAUCUUCAAUUUGUGAUGCUCAAUUCAUUCGAGGUACCGUAAAAACUGGUAAAUAAGAUGCACCUUUAGUACAAUUUUUUUCCAUUAAAAAAUUUUGAUACUCUUGUAAACUAGUGUGUCCUAUACACCAGUAAUAUGCAGAGAGAGGCUGGAUGUGGAUAUGGCUUUAUUUGUAGGUCUAUGGGUGGAAUGUGGACCCAGCACAUGCUGCUAUAGGCUAGAGCCUGUGCGCAAGUUGUCAUGCAGCAGUGCAUUGACACUCGGGAAGAGUCAAGUUUAAUGAGAGUGAACUGGAUGAUGACUGGCGGCAAGGCAAAGUUUAGUUUAAGCUCAGCUUAAGACCUUGGCAAAACAAAAAAGAGAAUAGAGAGAGAAAAUGUUUGUGUCUAAUGGUUUAUAAAGGAAUGCUAGUUUGUGAAUGAAUAGCUACUGGUACUUAGAUAAAGUAGUCUUUGACAGAAAACCUCCUUUGCAGGCAGGAGCCCCAGAAAUGUAGGCUGCAUCUUUUAUAUCAAUGCGACUUAUUUAAUAGUUUUUACGGUAUUAUUUUAUGAUCAAGCGUUAUGAUUCCCUUUUUGGUGUCCCAGCUUUCUCUUUGCAUUUCAUUCUGCUCUAACAUUGGUAGAGAAAUUGGUAGCUCGGCCUCUUCUAUAAUGAAUUUUUCACCCUUUUAUUUUUCGGGAAUGACCUCAAAACCUUAUAUCAAGCUCCAUGGUAGCUCAUUGGAAAUAUUUCAGUGUGUUAUCAUGCUGUCUACAUUCGGCCAGUUGUCCACAUGAAUAACAAAAAUAGACCCACAAAACAAAAUCAAUCCAGAAAUACAAGCUAAAUUGCCAGUAGUUGCUUUUCAAUAUUCUUACCAUGGGCUUUAGUUUCAAAGGUGCUAUAUAUGUGCAUUUUGUGUUUCUCAAAUUUAAGACCACAUUUCCUGUAAGGAGUGUUGCCUCUUGUUUCCAAGAUGUUGUUACUUGUCCCUUGUCCCUCCUCCCUGUUGUCGCUCCCAUUUGCUUUGCAGAGCCAGUAACAAUGCUUGAUAGCAGUGAAAGUGUGCUCUGAUCAGGUAUGCUAACAGCAAGUUGAAACUGGAAAAAGGUUUUGUAUUGCUGGCAAAGUGAAAAUGGUUCCUAUUUGAUGCUGCAAAGCAAUCGAGCAGAUUACCUACACAUCUGACCGGUAUUGGCAGCUGGUGCUGGCAGGCUGCCACUCCUCUCAGCAACCUCUCUCACUUGUUUACAGUAAUCAUACUAAUGUCUCCAGAUUAAUUUGUUAUUGCUUUAUUGAGGUCAAAAAUGUGACAUGUAAAACAACUCAAACCAUAUUUCAGGGGAUUUGAAAGGUGCAUGUGACAUAUUGCAAACAAUGCAUGCUGGAGGGAAAUGUCUGUAAUGACAAACAUGAUGAAUAUGAUUUCAUCAUGUCAAACACAAUAUAUCAAGCACCCCGUCUUUAUAAGCAUAUCAGCUGGACCUAUUGUAUAUUUCAUCAUAAGCUAUAAGGUUAAGUUAGUUGUUUUCUUGCAUUUCUCGCCUUUCAUUUUUGGGGUCCCCACAAAAGACAACAAGAACAACAUGCACUUAAAAAUAAACAAAAUGAUACAACAAUGCUAAUAAUAG
Messenger RNA from Myripristis murdjan (pinecone soldierfish), 2860 nucleotides. RefSeq names its product C1q and TNF related 1 (gene c1qtnf1). Gene Ontology annotation, molecular function: protein binding. The transcript has 4 exons. The record is from RefSeq and is a predicted model, not a curated record. The coding region runs from base 196 to 1020 and encodes 274 amino acids. NCBI's taxonomy places the organism in Eukaryota, Metazoa, Chordata, Actinopteri, Holocentriformes, Holocentridae.